Messenger RNA from Alternaria arborescens, 465 nucleotides. RefSeq lists its product as hypothetical. The transcript has a single exon. Lineage: Eukaryota; Fungi; Ascomycota; Dothideomycetes; Pleosporales; Pleosporaceae. The record is from RefSeq and is a predicted model, not a curated record. The coding region runs from base 1 to 465 and encodes 154 amino acids.
AUGACCAAAAACACUUCAUCAGAGCCAACUUCUUCGGAGGCGCCUUCGAACACGCCCCAUACCUACGAUCGCAAUCAUCCUGAUCAGCAAGAGGUAACCGCAAUCCUUGCAAAGUUCAACAAAGACCCUCUUAGCAUCAUAUCGCUCGGGAAAGACGGUGUUUUGCGGACCCUUUCUGCCGAUCGUGUGGUUCUUGAUGCAGUAGAUUUGAGUCCGCGACUGGUGAAAGCGUUCUUGGACCGCGUUCCACCAGAAUACCGUGCGCUCACACCAGAGCUCGAGGAUGUUGAUGGAUCCAAGGCGACAGAGGAGGAGCUGUGGCACCCCAACGCCAGUUUGCUGCCACAACCCAUGAGUGAGGAGCAGAAGAGGAAAGCGAUAGCGCAGUUGGAAGAAUCUCAGCAACAGCAGGCCAAAGUCGAUGACGGAGAUGGGAAGGAUAUAGACAAAUUGGAUCUCGUUUGA